Trichoderma virens Gv29-8 is the source of this 962-nucleotide messenger RNA. RefSeq lists its product as uncharacterized. NCBI's taxonomy places the organism in Eukaryota, Fungi, Ascomycota, Sordariomycetes, Hypocreales, Hypocreaceae. The transcript has a single exon. The coding region runs from base 38 to 820 and encodes 260 amino acids. The record is from RefSeq and is a predicted model, not a curated record.
CAUCUGCAAAUACAAUCAGAACCCAGCAGAAAAGAGAAUGGCUAUCCGUAGGGGAGGCUUUAAUUUAGCAUCAAGGGCUGGACGGUAUUGGCAGGGCGCCGGCCGAGGUAGUUAUUGGCCAACAAAGGGGUUUCCCUGGCCAGGUUCAAAGCGAAUGCCUCAAGUGGCAUACGCACUUAACACCUGCCAGACGCUUAGCAACUAUGCUACAAGUUCCCGCGGCAAGACUCAAUCAUCAAAAUCAUCAUCUGGAUCGUCGAACUCGGAAAACCCCCAUCUAUCUCCCCCGAAAGGGCUCGAGCAGCCCAUCUCCAUGCCCUUCACUCGCCUUGAUGAAGGUACAUGGCUUCACAACCGCCCCGAAACUGACGUAUAUAAGAUUCUCAUCGACGCCUACCGUCUUCGUGUUGAGGAUACUUAUGUUUUCCAAGGAGAGUUGAUGGAGGACAGCCUCUAUGCCAAUCAAAAGAGUGGGUUACGCGGCUUUCAAAAGUUUUUGCGAAAAGCUGGCACUAUCCCGGGCCUGUUGCCCCCAUGGUGGAAUAAGGAGAAAAAAGCAGCCUGUGUGCGUUUGGGGAUGGAGGCAUCGCAAUGGUCAAGUCUGCAAUACGCGGUUGAGAAGAGCGACAUUAUCGAGCACUACGGGGAUCGUCUCUUUCCAAUGCAACUGCGAAUGCUGGCGGAGGCGGUCUAUGGAAUCCAUCCCAGUGGCACUGAUUCAGCGCUGAUGCGAAAACUUAUGGUGUCAAUGGAGCGGGGGGAAACGAGGUCUUACUCCAUAUUUGAUUUCUCCCGACUAUGGAAACGCUGGAGAUCUUGAAUGGAUGGGGCACAUGGCAAUUCACCGCUAAUAAUGCGACACUCUGCUCUGCUAUGAGGAACUUUGAUGUUAUAUAGUUCAUACUGGUAACAGCAGACACCGACUAAGUUUAGGAUCUGGGAAUAGAUCAUUCUGACACGAC